Molecule: messenger RNA, 8751 nt
Organism: Parnassius apollo (apollo)
Lineage: Eukaryota; Metazoa; Arthropoda; Insecta; Lepidoptera; Papilionidae
Source: the annotation of a GenBank genome assembly
AUGCCCGACGCAGACACCAUCACGCACAGGUACGACACCACAGUGGGGUACGCGGGGCACGUAGUGACACACGUGGCGUACGAUUCGCAGCUGGCGCCUCGCUGCUGGCGCACCAUGGACCUACUGCUGGACCUGUACGCGAACAUGCCCGACGCAGACACCAUCACGCACAGGUACGACACCACCGUGGGGUACGCGGGGCACGUAGUAACGCACGUGGCGUACGAUUCGCAGCUGGCGCCUCGCUGCUGGCGCACCAUGUACCUACUGCUGGACCUGUACGCGAACAUGCCUGACGCAGUCACCAUCACGCACAGGUACGACACCACCGUGGGAUACGCGGGGCACGAAGUGACACACGUGGCGUACAAUUCGCAGCUGGUGCCGCGCUGCUGGCGCACCAUGUACCUACUGCUGGACCUGUACGCGAACAUGCCUGAUGCAGUCACCAUCACGCACAGGUACGACACCACCGUGGGGUACGCGGGGCACGUAGUGACACAUGUGGCGUACGAUUCGCAGCUGGCGCCUCGCUGCUGGCGCACCAUGUACCUACAGCCGGACCUGUACGCGAACAUGCUUGACGCAGUCACCAUCACACACAGGUACGACACCACCGUGGGGUACGCGGGGCACGUAGUGUCGCACGUGGUGUACAAUUCGCAGCUGGCGCCUCGCUGCUGGCGCACCAUGUACCUACUGCUGGACCUGUACGCGAACAUGCCCGACGCAGACACCAUCACGCACGGGUUCUCAGUAUCAGCGGAGCUACCGGAGCAGUACCGGCAGCCGCGCGUUCGUCCCAGCUCCCGCGAGCAGAACACCAGCAACUCGUCCUCGAGUGCCGCCGGCAUGGGCAUCGUCGUCGUCGGCAUUGCUCGGAUGCACCGCACGCGGCUGCUAGCGUCGCUGUCGGGACUGAAGCUGGAGGCGGAGCUGACGUCGCUGCAGGGCUCGCUGUCGGCGUCGCGCACGCAGCAGUGCGCGCUCUCCGGCAACCUGGGCCGCGCCAUGAUCGUGCUGCUCGAAGGCGUCGCGCCGCAUCAACAGACGGUGGUGCGCGUGAGCGUGGGAAAGUCGGGCGUGCUGUACUCGUGGGAGGGUGGGCGCACGGGCGCAGCGGCCGUGCUGAGCGUGGGCGGCGUGCGUGUGGACCUGCCGCAACAUCCUGUCGCACUGCACGGCGUCAUGACGCGCUCCAGCCGCCAGCUCUCCUCCACGCUGCAGGAAUUGGGCGUGACGCGUACAUCAUCGCGUCAAUCUCGCAAUCCGCCUGGAGUGCCGCCCCCGUCGAACGGUCAAGCGGGAGCGGGACCGGGCACUGCGGCAGCGGGGGCGGGAGCGGGUGGCACUGGGCUGCAGGCUGAAGCGGGCACGGCUGCGACAGAGACGGAAGCGGAAAGCAGGCCGCCUCGCAGCACUCGCCCGGUGACGGCGCCGCGCCACGAGCCGCUGCUGCAGCCCUUGCAGCUGCAGUUCACCAUUAUGUUGCAGAGCCUGAGCAUAACGGCCGCACUGCUGCCGUCGUUACAAGCGCAGUACAAGAUGGAGCAAGUGCACAGCACGGGCGUGACGGGCCUCAAGGCGCAUUUCACUGUCGACCUGCCCACGCACUCGCUCAGCUUCGCUACUAAAUUACAGGUAACUGAAGCCAACAUUCCGGCCGCGGCAUCGGUGGCGUUGCCGGCCGUGUCGUGUCGCGCGCGAGUGUUGGGUGCCGAGUGUGGGGAGAGCGGGGACGGACGAGAGGUUGAGGAGGACGGAGAGGCUGGAGAGACCGUGGAGGGUGGGGAGGGAGGAAAGGCUCCGGGGCGCGGGGAGUGCGGGGAGGAGGGCGUGGUGCUGCGCGCCGGCCGCUACCUGGCCGCCACCGCCGACAUCGGCCUCUUCGAGCACACGCUCUCCACCGACCUGCUCAACCACCUCGUCUUUGUGCAGAAGGUCUUCAUGAAGGAAGUAAACGAAGUAGUUCAGAAAGUUUACGGCGGUGAGAAACCAGUCCCGCUGUGGAACGAGGAGGAAGCCUCGUCCUCGGCUCUCAACCGAAUACUCUUUUCUCUGAUCAUCAGGAUAAAGCGCAUCCAGCUGACGGCGACAACGCCCAGCAACUCUGCGCUGCGGCUGGAGACGGGCGCGGUGGAGCUGGAGCUGUCCAACCGCGUGCAGAACGUGCCGCACCACGAGCUGCGACUGUUCGCGCGCGCGCAGGUGGACGUGAACUUGAGCCUCGGGCAGCUGAUACGGAACGCAAUGUUUGAAGAGGCAGAACCCGAAUUCCAGCAGUACGCGUUUUUCAACACCAGAAUAUCGAUGCGCAACGCGUUCCAAGAGGAGCUGACAAGCGGGGAGGGAGUGGGUGCGGGUGACGAGGAGGAGAAAGAGGUGGUACUGAUCACGCUGAAGCGGCCGCUGGUGUACGUGCAGCCCGUCGCCGUGGACAAGGCCAUUCUGGUCUGGCUCAACUACAAGAACGCCUACGAAUACUGGAACGAGAAGCGCCUCAGCCUCAAUAAGGAGGUGCUCACCGCCACGCAGCAAGUCUUCGAGAAGGUCCAACUGACGUCUCAAAUCACCACACCGCAUCUGAGCACAUUGUUCCUGCAACUGAACGUCGACGACAUAGGAAUCUGCCUACCGCUGAAUCAACCACCAGUGGCAACUUGGGGUCGCGGUGUUUACGAGCCGGAAAGUCGCGGCGCCGUGGUGGUGACUCUGGAGAGCACUAGCAUUUCUGCUUGCAGUUCAGGCUCGCUCGUUAGUAAGGGGCGGUUCGUGGGGCUGUGCCUGCGCUUCGCGUCGGACUUCGAGGCGUCGCUGGACGACUGGAAGCCGGAGGCGGCGGAGACCACCAGCAACGUGUGCUGCGUGUCGGAGGGCACGUACGAGGUGUGCAGCCGCACCACCGCCGCCCGGCGCCACGAAAAUGCCAAGUGGUUCCUGAACGUGUCGUGGCAGAUGGAGGGCGUCGACAUACACCUGGACGUAAAUGUGGGCAAGCAGCUGUCCGCACUCGGGCAUACGCUCACUAUGAUCACAGGUUUUGAAGAGGAAGAUCCGUACCAAAAAAUGGAUUCGUAUGAAAGUGAUUUCGACGACGAAGCAGACAAUAGCAAGGGAUCUCAGGAGAGCAUCGUGUACCGGCGCAAGUACACGGAGCAGCUGCCGGCGUUCGUGCUGGACCCACGGCUAGAUGCGCGUGCGCGCUGCAAGCUGGUGGAGCAGGAGAUGCGCGAGCAGGCACGCAUUAUCUGUGACCUGCGCGCGCUCGGCGCCAGCCACGCCACCGUUGAGCACGAGCUGCGGCGCCUGCACGAGCUGGAGGCGCUUGUGUUCAAGGACUUCCGGCGCGACAUGAUCCAGAAGCUGCGUCGCCAGAGCGUGCGCGCCAGCUCCAUUACGAAGGGCAAGCUGGGGCUGGGCUCCAACCGCAGCCAGUCCUUUGUGGCGCACCCGCCGCCGUCCGAACGCCGAGACAUAGAUGGAGUGAUAGAAGCGAGCCUCGGGUCUAGCGUGCCGGUGGGCAGCGUGGGCAGCGUGGUUAGCGUGGGCAGCGUGGAAACCGUGGGCAACGUGGGGGACUCUGGCGAAACGCUGCUGUUGGGCGACGAGGACCGCCUGGCUGACAUCAUCGAGGCGGGCAGCUGGAGCUCCAUGGAGAGCGAGCCGCUCACUGGUCCUUCGCGCAGUAUGUCGCUACGUGCGCGCAGCUCUGCAGCUGGUGCGGGAGGCACGCCGGGUGUGCAGCGCCAGAGCUCGCUACCCGCGCCCUGGCCCGACAGGAAGGACUCGCAGCCGCGCCGCAGGAACGAGCCCGCUCCCGGCACCAACACGCACCGCACCAACACGCACCGCACCAACACGCACCGCACCAACACGCACCGCACCAAUACGCACAGCACUAACACGCACCGCACCAACACGCACCGCACGAACACGCACAGCACCAACACGCACCGCACCAACACGCACCGCUCCAACACGCACCGCACCAACACGCACCGCACCGACACGCACCGCAAAGACACGCACAGCACUAACACGCACCGCACCAACACGCACCGCACCAACACGUACCGCACCAACACGCACCGCACCGACACGCACCGCACCAACACGCACAGCACUAACACGCACCGCACCAACACGCACCGCACGAACACGCACAGCACCAACACGCACCGCACCAACACGCACCGCUUCAAAACGCACCGCACCAACACGCACCGCACCAACACGCACCGCUCCAACACGCACCGCACGAACACGCACAGCACUAACACGCACCGCACCGACACGCACCGCACCGACACGCACCGCACCGACACGCACCGCACCAACACGCACCGCACCAACACGCACCGCACCAACACGCACCGCACCAACACGCACCGCACCAACACGCACCGCACCGACACGCACUGCACCAACACUCACCGCCCCAACACGCACCGCACCAACACGCAUCGCACCAACACGCACCGCACCAACACGCAAAGCACCAACACGCACCGCACCAACACGCACCGCACCAACACGCACCGCACCAACAUGCACAGCACCAACACGCACCGCACCAACACGCACUGCACCGACACGCACUGCACCGACACGUACCGCACCGACACGCACCGCACCGACACGCACCGCACCGACACGCACCGCACCAACACGCACCGUUUCCGGCAAGUGUGUACUGCAUACAAAGGAGUCCGGCAGAGAGGACGACAUGAAGAUCAGCGGGUCGCGCGUGCGCGUGGGGCGCUCGACGUCGGGCGGGCUGGCGGGCGCCGGGGUUGCGGCGGGGGGUGCGGCCGGGGGGCUCUGUGGGGGGCCGCGGGGGGCGCAGUAGGCGCAGGCAGCGAGACGAGCUCGCCGGGCGCGCGCCGCAAGCCGCGGCUGCCGCCUGCGCCGGACCUCACCGUGUUCCGCGUGCCCGGCCUGCAGCUCAAGGUUCACUACGAAUCCAAGACCUUGCCGGAAGACGUGGCAUCCCCGCAGCCGCUGUGCUCAAGUGCCCGCAAGGUGGGCACGAAGAAAGCAGCGCUGUUUGCCUGGAUCACGCUGCAGAGCAUUCCCGAGGAGACGAUCAUCAGCCCGCACAUACUGGAGUUCCUCGAACAGACCCUCGAGCCGAUACCGACCAAGGCUUCGUUCUCGGCACCCACACCAGACGCGGAGAGUGCGCCGCGGUCGAAGUCUGCGGAAUAUGCGUCGUACGGACAGUACGUGUACGCGUCGUUCCCCGUGGACGUGAUCGUGCACUUCCACACGCGGCCCUCUGCCUUCCGCUUCAGCUGCCUGCCCGCCUCGCGCGUCGAGUGCCUGCUGCAGCUGCCCAGCCUCCGCAUUGUCUUCAGCUCCAAGCGCGCCGGAGACGAAGAAAUGGCUGAACCAGCUGUUGCAAUGGGUGGCCUCAGCGUAACAGGCUGCCUUGCAGACUUCUCGGUGUAUAUAUUCCAUCCCUAUGGAGGCAAGAAAUCAAGCCUCAAAGAGGCACAGUGGUCGCCGCUCGCUGACACAGAGCGCAAAGACUCGCUCAGCGUCAAUGUCGAGUUCGUCAAGUUCCAUUUGUCCAGGUCCAGGAAACUGGACUUCCAAACCGAUCAGGACCAAUCCAAAGCUACUGUGAGAUUCUCAACCAUCGUGGACGUGGGUUCUGCAUGGUUCAAGUAUGACAUGCGGCGGCUGGGCGAGAUCCUGGCGUUCCCGAAGGCGUGGUACCGCCGCAGCAUCGUGCGCCGCAUGUUCCUGGGCGACGUCAGCGUGCACCAAGAGCGCCAAGACCGCCAUGAUCGUCACGACCGCCACGAACGCCACGACCGCCACGACAGGCACGAGCGACACGCACACGCCGAAGCUAACAGCAAUGCGCCUGUUUCGCCGGUACUACCACAGAGAGAAAAAACGAAAGCCGUCGAAACACCAAAACCUAAAGAGACUAAAACUUCGGGUGCGGCGUGGGAGACGCUGGUUUUGUUUGCGGUCAACUUCACGCGUCUCAAUGUUCAUAUGAACAUGGGCAACGUCAUGGGAAACGUCAGCUGGCAGAGCCGGUCGCUGGGUGCGUCGGGGCGGCUGAGCAUCGGCAGCACGCAGCGGCGCCACAUGGUGGUGCGCGUGGAGCUGGGCGGCUCGGCGCUAGACGCGCGCGGUGGCAUCGUCGGUGGCGCCAUCUCGCUCGCCUCAAUGCGAGCUCACCUGCACGUGGACGAGGAACCGGGCCGCAACCCGGGGCACGUGUGCGGCGUGCAACUGGCAGCGUUGGAGCUGCGGCUGGAGUAUAUGGGUGCGGGCGUGCUACUGGCGCGCGUGUCGCGGCUGCGCGCCGCGCUGCGGGACGAGUGGCUCGCACGCACACGCGCCCGACCGCCGCGCGCACGACACAAUCCGAGGUACGUGGCACGCAGCACACUGCAGCUGCAGUACAUGGGUGCGGGCGUGCUACUGGCGCGCGUGUCGUGGCUGCGUGCCGCGCUGCGGGACGAGUGGCUCGCACGUACGCGCGUCCGACCGCCGCGGGUACGACACAAUCUGAGGUACGCGCCAUGCGGCACGCUGCAGCUGCAGUACAUGGGUGCGGGCGUGCUACUGGCGCGCGUGUCGUGGCUUCGUGCCGCGCUGCGGGACGAGUGGCUCGCACGUACGCGCGUCCGACCGCCGCGCGCACGGCACAAUCCGAGGUACGUGCCAUGCGGCACGCUGCAGCUGCAGUACAUGGGUGCGGGCGUGCUACUCGCGCGCGUGUCGCGGCUACGCGCCGCGCUGCGGGACGAGUGGCUCGCACGUACGCGCGUCCGACCGCCGCGCGCACGACACAAUCCGAGGUACGUGCCACGCGGCACGCUGCAGCUGCAGUACAUGGGUGCGGGCGUGCUACUCGCGCGCGUGUCGCGGCUGCGCGCCGCGCUGCGGGACGAGUGGCUCGCACGUACGCGCGUUCGACCGCCGCGCGCACGACACAAUCCGAGGUACGUGCCGUGCGGCACGCUGCAGUUGCAGUACAUGGGUGCGGGCGUGCUACUCGCGCGCGUGUCGCGGCUGCGCGACGCGCUGCGGGACGAGUGGCUCGCACGUACGCGCGUCCGACCGCCGCGCGCACGACACAAUCCGAGGUACGUGCCAUGCGGCACGCUGCAGCUGCAGUACAUGGGUGCGGGCGUGCUACUCGCGCGCGUGUCGCGGCUGCGCGCCGCGCUGCGGGACGAGUGGCUCGCACGCACACGCGCCCGACCGCCUCGCGCACUACACAAUCUGAGGUACGCGCCAUGCGGCACGCUGCAGCUGCAGUACAUGGGUGCGGGCGUGCUACUGGCGCGCGUGUGCGUUAUGGUGUGGCCUGCCAUCAUUCUCCUCCACGGUACACUGAGUUGGCAUCAGCUCCAGAUUCUGAUGAGCCGUAGCACAACACCCGAUCUGCUCAAGAUGCAAUUGAAACUUGAAGAGUUCUUCACUCAGCAGUUCAAGUCCAGCAAACGAGUGUUUAGCUCACUUCACCCUAAUUAUGCAGCCGCAAGAAGAGAUAAAAGGGAACCAAUUGCGAACCCGACAAACGAGCAGCAGCAGCAGCAGCAACAACAGCAGCAGCAGGAGCUGCGCCACCACCGGCACUGGCAGCGCGUGCUGCGGCUGGUGUCCGGCAUGCAGCUGUCUACGCUGCCCGCGCCGCUGCCCGCCAACGGUACUGUUCUCGGAGGCACAAUGGAGCUGCACGGCACCAACAUAUCGCUCGGCUGUUUCCACGGCAAUAGCAUGAAGGCAAAGUCGUGGGCCUUGUUCAGUUUGAAAGAUCCUUGUAUAAGCUUCGCCACAGAAGCGCAGCAGCUAGAGACCGAGGAAGUUCCAGAGGAGUUGGAAGUGCAGGCCGUGCAGAGUCUGACGGCGAGCCUGGGCGCGGCGGGGGCGGCGUCCGGUGGCGGGGCGGGCGCGGGCGCGGGGGCGGGCGGCGGGGCGGGCGGGCACCAGUCGGUGGCCACGGUGGUGCGCAUGACGCGCUCGCUGCUGUUCCCGCCGCAGUUCAAGACGCUGCGCGAGUGGUUCCUCUACGCCUUUGCCGAAAGCGAGAUAGACGCGAUAGAGCAGUUCCCGUCGCUGGAGGCUGCGGGCGGUAGCACGGGCGCGGGCAACACAGGCAGUACGGAGCGCGAGCGUGGCAAGGCGAGCGGCGGUGGCAGCACCAGUGGCAGUAGCAGCGGUGGCGGAGAGCGCCACGUGCGUGAAGUUAUCUUCGCGCUGCCCGCACUGCAGCUACAUCUACGCACCAGGCAUCUUCAGCGAGCGCAGACUCCCACUGAAAACGAUGAAAAACCCAUAGUAGAAUGCAGCUUUAUCACAGAGUUCGAAGACCACAUCUUCGUAUCGGUGGACGCAGAAGCGUUCCUGUUUCUGCACGACCUCAUCUCAUCCUACAUCAAAGAAAAAGAUCGCAUCAUGCCGGUGGGGGGUCGCAGCAGUACCAGCAGCACGAGUAAUGCAGAGGUGGUGGCGCCGCAGGACUACCGCGAGUACCGCUGCGUCACCUGGCACCUCGAGCCCACCGUGCGGCUACUAUCGUGGGCGGGCAAGUCGAUCGAGCCGUACGGCGUGGACUACAUCCUGCAGAAGCUGGGCUUCAGCCACGCGCGCACCACCAUCCCCAAGUGGCUGCAGCGCGGCGCGCUCGACCCGCUGGACGCGCUGCUGGCCGCCGUGCUGCUGCGCCUCGUGGCCGCCGUGCCGCACGCCAAGCGCACGCCUCAGCCGCCACGCCCCUAG